Mustela erminea (ermine) is the source of this 5290-nucleotide messenger RNA. It is a transcript of the gene SLC8A3, whose product is annotated as solute carrier family 8 member A3. The record is from RefSeq and is a predicted model, not a curated record. Gene Ontology annotation, molecular function: calcium:sodium antiporter activity. The transcript has 8 exons. NCBI's taxonomy places the organism in Eukaryota, Metazoa, Chordata, Mammalia, Carnivora, Mustelidae. Gene Ontology annotation, cellular component: sarcolemma; axon; postsynapse. Gene Ontology annotation, biological process: calcium ion import across plasma membrane; sodium ion transmembrane transport; cell communication. Bases 708 to 3491 code for a protein of 927 amino acids.
CCAGCUGAUAGGGUGACGUUCGGUUGGGAGGCUUGGAGAUUGGCUUUUUGAUUUGGCUUCUUGCUGCAGCUUAAUGGGCAAAGCUCGCGGCUCGCCCAGAAACCAGCCCCUCCGCGCGUCCCCUCCGCGCCGCGAGGCCGACACGUCCCCCGCGGUGACGGCGUGCCAGGCGGAGAGUCGGCGCGCGCCCAGCCCCGGGAAAGCCCCGGCGACGCGGCCGCGAGCCGGGGUCCCUCCGAGCCGCCAGGGCGCGCCGGGCCGCCCGCCUUCCUGCCCCUCCCGGCAGGGAUCCCCCCGCUGCCGGCGGCCGGGACUCCGGGCCUCCCCGCGCUCAACCCCGAGCCCGCGCCCCGGCCCGGGCUCCUCCGGGGGUCCUCGGGAGGGUCUCCCCGCUCCUCCCUAGGCCCCCUGCCCCGGCCGCAGCCCGCGCCCCACCCCACCCCCCACCCCGGAAGCCUGCGAGCCCACGAGCCCCGCGGGCGGCGGCGGCGGCCGACUGACAUGCCCCGGACGCGGCUGCGGCCGGCGGGCAGCCCGCGGGGGCGAUGAGCCGCUGCGGCCGCUGAGCAGCCGGGCGGCGGGGCGUCGCGCACCUUCCUCUUCCCCCUCACUUGGCCGCUCCGCUCGGGAGACCGGGAGGAAACGGUCUCUGGCCUGUCAGGAGGACCAUUGGUGCUGCAGUGGAAGCCAGCGGCUAAAUCUCGUGUAUGGCGUGGUUAAGGUUGCAGCCUCUCACCUCUGCCUUCCUCCAUUUUGGGCUGAUUACUUUUGUGCUCUUCCUGAAUGGUCUUCGGGCAGAGGCUGGUGGCUCAGGGGAGGUGCCCAGCACAGGGCAGAACAAUGAGUCCUGUUCCGAGUCAUCGGACUGCAAGGAGGGUGUCAUCCUGCCAAUCUGGUAUCCGGAGAACCCUUCCCUUGGGGACAAGAUUGCCAGGGUCAUUGUCUAUUUUGUGGCCCUGAUAUACAUGUUCCUUGGGGUGUCCAUCAUUGCUGACCGCUUUAUGGCAUCUAUUGAAGUCAUCACUUCCCAAGAGAGAGAGGUGACUAUCAAAAAGCCCAAUGGAGAGACCAGCACAACGACGAUUCGGAUCUGGAAUGAAACGGUCUCCAACCUGACCCUGAUGGCCUUGGGUUCCUCUGCUCCUGAGAUCCUUCUCUCUUUAAUUGAGGUGUGUGGUCAUGGGUUCAUUGCUGGCGAUCUGGGACCUUCUACCAUCGUGGGCAGUGCAGCCUUUAACAUGUUCAUCAUCAUUGGCAUCUGCGUCUAUGUGAUCCCCGAUGGAGAGACUCGCAAGAUCAAGCACCUGCGAGUCUUCCUCAUCACUGCUGCUUGGAGCAUCUUCGCCUACAUCUGGCUCUAUAUGAUCCUGGCAGUCUUCUCCCCUGGUGUGGUUCAGGUUUGGGAAGGCCUCCUCACUCUCUCCUUCUUCCCCGUGUGUGUCCUUCUGGCCUGGGUGGCAGAUAGGCGACUGCUCUUCUACAAAUACAUGCACAAAAAGUAUCGCACAGACAAACACCGAGCAAUUAUCAUAGAGACAGAGGGCGACCACCCCAAGGGCAUUGAGAUGGACGGAAAAAUGAUGAAUUCCCACUUCCUGGACGGGAACCUGGUGCCUGUGGAAGGGAAGGAAGUAGAUGAGUCCCGCAGGGAGAUGAUCCGGAUUCUCAAGGAUCUGAAGCAGAAACACCCAGAGAAGGACUUAGAUCAGCUGGUGGAGAUGGCCAAUUACUACGCUCUUUCCCAUCAACAGAAGAGUCGUGCCUUCUACCGGAUCCAAGCUACCCGUAUGAUGACAGGCGCAGGCAAUGUCCUGAAGAAGCACGCGGCGGAACAAGCCAAGAAGGCCUCCAGCAUCAAUGAGGUGCACACCAAUGAGCCUGAGGACUUUGUCUCGAAGGUCUUCUUUGACCCGUGCUCUUACCAGUGCCUGGAGAACUGCGGGGCCGUCCUCCUGACGGUGGUGAGGAAAGGAGGAGACAUGUCCAAGACCGUGUACGUGGACUACAAAACAGAGGAUGGUUCUGCCAAUGCCGGGGCGGACUAUGAGUUCACAGAGGGCACUGUGGUUCUGAAGCCAGGAGAGACCCAGAAGGAGUUCUCGGUGGGCAUCAUCGAUGAUGACAUCUUUGAGGAGGAUGAACACUUUUUUGUGAGGUUGAGCAACGUCCGUGUAGAGGAGGAGCAGCUGGAGGAGGGGAUCCCUCCGAUAGUCCUCAAUAAUCUCCCAUUGCCCCGGGCCAUCCUGGUAUCCCCUUAUGUGGCCACAGUCACCAUUUUGGAUGAUGACCAUGCAGGCAUUUUCACGUUUGAAUGUGACACUAUUCAUGUCAGCGAGAGUAUCGGUGUCUUGGAGGUCAAGGUUCUGCGGACAUCAGGUGCCCGGGGCACGGUAAUCGUCCCCUUUAGGACAGUAGAGGGGACAGCCAAGGGUGGUGGUGAGGAUUUUGAAGACGCAUACGGGGAGCUGGAGUUCAAGAAUGAUGAAACAGUGAAAACCAUAAGGGUUAAAAUAGUAGAUGAGGAGGAAUACGAAAGGCAAGAGAAUUUCUUCAUUGUCCUUGGUGAACCGAAAUGGAUGGAACGUGGAAUAUCAGCGCUCCUGUUGUCUCCAGAGGUGACAGACAGAAAGCUGACUGUGGAGGAGGAGGAGGCCAAGAGGAUAGCAGAAAUGGGAAAACCAGUACUGGGCGAACACCCCAAACUAGAGGUCAUCAUUGAAGAAUCCUUUGAGUUCAAGAAUACGGUGGACAAACUGAUCAAGAAGACAAAUCUGGCCAUGGUUGUGGGGACCCAUUCCUGGAGGGACCAGUUCAUGGAAGCCAUCACUGUCAGUGCAGCAGGGGAUGAGGAUGAGGAUGAGUCGGGCGAGGAGAGGCUGCCGUCCUGCUUUGACUACGUCAUGCACUUUCUGACCGUCUUCUGGAAGGUGCUGUUUGCCUGCGUGCCCCCCACAGAGUACUGUCACGGCUGGGCCUGCUUCGUCGUGUCCAUUCUCAUCAUCGGCAUGCUCACGGCUGUCAUCGGGGACCUCGCCUCCCACUUCGGCUGCACCAUCGGCCUCAAGGACUCAGUCACAGCUGUUGUCUUUGUGGCAUUUGGCACGUCUGUGCCAGACAUGUUUGCCAGCAAAGCCGCGGCCAUCCAGGAUCUGUACUCUGACGCCUCCAUCGGCAAUGUCACGGGCAGCAACGCCAUCAACGUCUUCCUGGGCAUCGGCCUGGCCUGGUCCGUGGCCGCCAUCUACUGGGCCCUGCAGGGACAGGAGUUCUACGUGUCGGCCGGCACGCUGGCCUUCUCCGUCACCCUCUUCACCAUCUUCGCGUUCGUGUGCAUCAGCGUGCUCCUGUACCGCCGGCGGCCCCACCUGGGCGGGGAGCUGGGGGGCCCACGCGGCUGCAAGCUGGCCACGACGUGGCUCUUCGUGGGCCUGUGGCUCCUGUACAUACUCUUUGCCACGCUGGAGGCCUACUGCUACAUCAAGGGCUUCUGAGCCUGGGUGCGGGGCCUCUGCUGCACACGCCUCGGACUUCUCCUGAGAGAAGGGCACUUGGCCACCGUGACCUCGCCCGGGGGGAGCAGCCCACAGAGGCCCCAGGAACCUCACCCGACCUAGACUCCCCCGGCAGUGGGACUGAAAGGGCAGAGUCUUAACCAGUCAAACCGAGUGGAGGAAACACCCUCUUUACAAAGUAUUUAAUUCAAUACAAACCAACAACAGCAACAAAUCCACCUCCUCCCCAUCUUCCCAUCCGUGUCCUGACCACAGCAGAGGUCAAAGCUUCCACCGUCCUCCCAUCAUCCUUUGCUGCUUCUCCUUCCCUGGGGCAGGGCUUCCACUCUGUCCUGUUGGUCGCAUCCCCACACUGUCCCCCAGCUGAUGGGGGUGGAAGGGAGUCCUAGCGCCCAGCCCCCCCCACCCCACCCCAGGCCACUUUCCGGUUCUCUCUUCAUCGUAGCCAUUACUGUGCUCACUUUGCCAUCCGGUGUCGCUCAUUGUUUGCUCGUUUGUCUUUUCUUUCUGAAGUUGGUUAACAUCGGUGCUGUGGAGGAACUCCCGGGGAGGGACAGGCAGAGGCAGGACGUUCAGUGGCACCCUCUCCCCCUCUCCUCCGGUAACAGCUGUCUUUUGGCUCCAGCGGCGUUUUGCACCGCCCCCGACCCCACAUCUGCUUUCUUUCUCAGUGGGAGAGGGCUGGCGUUUGGGUGGCAGCGUGUUUGCACACCCAUGCGGCGGGCUGAAGAACCAGGGCUGUGGCAGGGGCAAGAAGACCUUUAUGUGCUUCUGUCAAAAUCCAGUUUAAAGCAAAAAGUCAUGGUUCCUUCCCUCCCCUUUCCAGUUUACUCUGCCCAUCUCCCUGGGGCCGCGUCUAUGUGUUCAUCCUUGUGAGGGAAGAGCCACCACUUGCGAGAUGGGGGACAGGAAUAGGAACAGGAUCCGAUGACAGAGGACGGCUGGGGAGGCAAAAGGCAUAGACGGCUUCUUGAGUCAUCUUUGGCUUCGGAUCUGAGGCCGAGCAGAAGAGCUGUCCACCUCGUGAGAUCUUUAAGGGGAAAGAUUGUGUUUUAAAGCGUCAGUGCGUCAGACAGAUGUCAGCCUCCCCAGCCCCUCACUUUCUAAUGUGCCACACUGAGAGGUCUGACUGUACUUUUUGAGAUUUUUUUUUUUUUUAAUUAACUGAGAGGUUGAUAAGAAAACCAGGGGCUCCUUCCACCUCUCCUGGACCCUCAGGUCACGUUUGAAAGCAUUUUCACAAGAGAGGAACUGCAAUUUCUCAUCACUCCCACAUUCCUGCUUGUUUUUAAACCUCACGAAGCUCUUUUUCCAGCCUGUGGGCUAUUUCUUGCCCCACUAAGAGGAACUUUAGUUGCUAUCAUCCCACGGAGCCUGGGUUUAUAGAAAAAGAGAUUGCCGUGGCCUACAGACCUUUUCCCAACAAAUUUGAAAAGGACCUGGCUUUAAAACCCACAUGCUUGUGUGUGCGCGCGCGUGCACACACACACACACAAACACACACACACACACACACACACACACGGACACACAUAGGAACUCAUCACAAAACUGCCCACAGAUCUUUAGGCUUUCUGCAUUGACAUAAAUACAUUUUUUUAAGGGAAAAAAAGAGAAAUUAAAAAAACACCUGUUUAAUUUUAAACACAUUUUUUUAAGAAAAAAAUAACUAAAAAAGAAACAGUGCUCAUGUCAUAAGCUAUGUUGACAGUUGCCAGUGGAAAUGUUGGGUUGGUUUAAAAAAAAAAAAAUAAAAGCUAUACUUAUAUCUCUCUAAA